Messenger RNA from Penicillium malachiteum, 1221 nucleotides. Its product is annotated as C2H2-type zinc finger protein. Bases 1 to 1221 code for a protein of 406 amino acids. NCBI's taxonomy places the organism in Eukaryota, Fungi, Ascomycota, Eurotiomycetes, Eurotiales, Aspergillaceae. Gene Ontology annotation, molecular function: RNA polymerase II cis-regulatory region sequence-specific DNA binding. Gene Ontology annotation, cellular component: nucleus; cytoplasm. The transcript has a single exon. The record is from RefSeq and is a predicted model, not a curated record.
AUGCCACCCCCAGCUUCGUCGGUAGGUUUCUCCAAUCUACUGAAUCCGCAAGAAGCAUCCGACCCGAUCCAAAUUCAACAACACUCUGAAUCGGAUUCCACAAUGGCCUCUUCAGUCAGCCUUCUCCCACCAUUGAUCAAGGGUUCGCGUCCACCCACCGAGGAAGUGCGCCAGGAUUUGCCGCGUCCGUAUAAGUGCCCGCUUUGCGAUCGUGCCUUCCACCGCCUGGAGCACCAGACUCGUCACAUUCGCACCCACACCGGAGAGAAGCCUCACGCCUGCCAGUUCCCUGGCUGCACUAAGCGAUUCAGCCGUUCCGAUGAAUUGACUCGUCAUUCGCGUAUUCACAACAACCCCAACUCUCGGCGCAGCAACAAGGCCCAGCACCUGGCAGCUGCUGCUUCGGCGGCCGCUAACCAGGAUGUCUCCAUGGUCAACGCCGCCAACAUGAUGCCUCCUCCCAGCAAGCCCAUUACUCGCUCUGCGCCGGUUUCGCAAGUGGGUUCUCCAGAUGUGUCUCCUCCUCACUCUUUCUCCAACUACGCCAACCACAUGCGUUCCAACCUGGGCCCCUACUCGCGAACGACGGAGCGUGCUUCUUCAGGGAUGGACAUCAACUUGCUCGCAACUGCGGCUUCUCAGGUCGAAAGAGAUGACCACAUGGGAUACCACGGAUCGCGUCACCACAUGUACGGCUCCCGUCAUCAGAGCAGUCGUGGCUUGCCUUCUCUUUCCGCCUAUGCUAUCUCUCAGAACAUGACCCGUUCGCAUUCCACCGAAGAUGAUGAUGCUUACGGCCAACAUCGCGUCAAGCGCUCCCGCCCCAACUCUCCUAACUCUACCGCUCCAUCUUCUCCUACAUUUUCGCACGAUUCUCUUUCUCCUACUCCCGAUCACACUCCUCUGGCAACACCCGCUCACUCACCUCGUCUGCGUCCGUUGGGAGCUAAUGAGUUGCAUCUGCCUUCAAUUCGCCACCUCUCUCUUCAGCACACCCCAGCUUUGGCCCCCAUGGAGCCGCAGCCGGAGGGUCCGAAUUAUUACAGUCCCGUUCAGGGCCAUAUGGGCCCGAGUAUCACCGACAUUAUGUCCAAACCGGAUGGAACCCAGCGCAAACUGCCGGUUCCUCAGGUCCCCAAAGUUGCUGUUCAGGAUAUGUUAAACCCGGCCACCGGGUUUUCCUCUUAUGAACUCCUCCAACAACUCCGUUGCUGGUGGUGA